AUGACAGAGGCCGCGCAUCACGAAGUCCACAACGCCCAUCUAGCAGACGGCAACCCCGGGCGACCAUCCUCCCUGUCCGAAAAGGGCAGAGAGAGUCGGCGCAGCGGUGGCUCUGAUGUUCUGAAUGGACCCAUGGCAAAGGAAACCCUCGGCUCCCCCGACUCCAAAGAUUCGUCUGGGAAACGAGAACUAAAGGAACAUGAGUGCUACGACAAGCUGGGCUACUGCUGGCCCCGAUGGAAGAAAUGGACAUACCUGGCGGCUGUUGCCUUCGUCCAGGUGUCCAUGAACUUCAACACUUCCGUCUUUCCCAAUGCUGUGUCACCAAUUGCCGAAGCCUGGGGCAUCAGCGAGCAGAAGUCCCGAGUCGGACAGAUGAUCUACUUGGUGACAUAUUCAUUUGGGUGUGAACUGUGGGCGCCCUGGAGUGAGGAGUUCGGCCGUUGGCCCAUCCUCCAGCUCUCGAUGUUUCUCAUCAACAUCUGGCAACUUCCUGCUGCUCUGGCCCCGAAUUGGGGCAGUAUCGUCGUCGCUCGUGCACUGGGUGGAGUCUCUACCGCAGGUGGUAGUGUGACUCUCGGUCUAGUUGCCGAUAUUUACGAGCCUGAGACGCAACAAUUCCCCCUUGCAUUCAUUGUCUUGUCCUCCUGCAUUGGCACCAGUAUUGGUGGAAUCAUCGGUGGACCUAUCGCGCGUUUCCUCGGAUGGCGCUGGUUCUUCUGGAUCCAGCUCAUUUUCGGAGGUGUCACCCAGGCUAUCAUCUUCUUUAUGCCCGAGAGUCGUUCCACCAUCCUGAUCGACCGGGAAGCCAAGCGACGCCGCAAGACGGGUGAAGACCCUAACUGCUACGGACCCAACGAGCUGAAGAAGCCCCGUGUUUCUCUCAAAGAAACCGGCGUUAUCUUGCUGCGACCCUUCCACAUGCUGUUCCGCGAGCCUAUUGUGCUCAGUCUUUCUCUGCUCUCCGGAUUCUCCGACGCUCUGAUCUUUAUCUUUCUGGAGAGUUUCACCCUCGUCUACGAGCAAGGUUGGGGCUUCGGGACUCUUGCCCGAGCCUGGGCCUUUAUUCCUAUCAACCUGGCAUACGUCAUUGCAUAUUUCUCCUACUUCCCAUGGUUCUGGCGUGACCAACGCAUCCGGAAGCGCGAGGGUGAUGACGCCCUUCCUCCCGAGCGCCGUCUCAAAUGGCUGCUGUUCCUGGCCCCCUUGGAGCCCAUCGGCCUGAUGGGCUUCGCUUGGACCUCGCUCGGUAACGAGUACAAUGUCCACUGGAUGGGCUCCAUGGUCUUCUCCACUUGUGUCGGCAUUGCCAACUACGCCAUCUAUCUGUCCUCAGUCGACUACAUGAUCGCUUCCUACGGAGUGUAUUCGGCGUCGGCGUGUGGUGGCAAUGCCUUCGCUCGAGACUUCCUGGCCGGUAUCUCAGCCAUGUACGCCACGCCGAUGUACUCCAACAUUGGUGACAAGUUCCACGUCGAGUAUGCCAGUACCGUGCUGGCGUGUUUGUCCUGCCUGGUGGUCCUGCCCAUCUACGUCUUCUAUUGGUAUGGACCGCAGGUUCGUGCCCGCAGUAAGUUUGCGCAGGCGCUUGCUGCCGAGCGAAAGGAGAACCAUGGUCGGAGAGUUAGCAAGCCUAGCAUCGAACCUUAG
Aspergillus affinis is the source of this 1650-nucleotide messenger RNA. Its product is annotated as MFS multidrug transporter. Gene Ontology annotation, molecular function: transmembrane transporter activity. The transcript is spliced from 3 exons. Bases 1 to 1650 code for a protein of 549 amino acids. The record is from RefSeq and is a predicted model, not a curated record. Lineage: Eukaryota; Fungi; Ascomycota; Eurotiomycetes; Eurotiales; Aspergillaceae. Gene Ontology annotation, biological process: transmembrane transport.